Gaeumannomyces tritici R3-111a-1 is the source of this 904-nucleotide messenger RNA. RefSeq lists its product as hypothetical. The transcript has a single exon. The record is from RefSeq and is a predicted model, not a curated record. Bases 6 to 758 code for a protein of 250 amino acids. NCBI's taxonomy places the organism in Eukaryota, Fungi, Ascomycota, Sordariomycetes, Magnaporthales, Magnaporthaceae.
GCGCGAUGUCGGGAGUGCAAAAGAAGGCAGCCUGGGUAGUCUCCAAUCUUUGCUGUCUGGUCUGCAUCUGCGUCUGCAUCUGCAAUCGAGACUUGACAUCCCAGUUACAUCACAUCCAUCAACCACCACACACAACACCCCUGCUCCGGCCCAUGUCCGUCUGGCCCCGACCCGCCCGCAUCGCCGCCCUAUUCGCCGCCUUCCUGGCCAUCCUCCUCCUACUACAGCGCCAGGCCACCAACCCGCCCCUCACAGCCGCCAUGGCGUCCCCGGACGUGCUUUCCAAACUUGGCGUGUCGGUGUCGCAGUCGGCCGCGUCGCCGCCGACACUGGCUGUCAAGGUGGUCAACGGCAACGACGUGCCCGUCACGGUGCUGACGUGGGACUCGCCGCUCGACCCGGCCGCGCUGUCGCUGGGCCUCGUGCGCGUCACCCCCACCGGCGCCGCGGCCCCGCUCGAGCUGCCCACGCUCAUGUUCCGCCGCAUCAUGCCGCCGGCGCCCGAGCAGCUCGUCACCAUCGAGCCCGGCGCGGCCGUCGAGCGCGAGAUUGUGCUCAGGGACGAGGUCGUGCCCGCCGACAAGCUGUUUGGGAGCGGCGGCAGCCCGGCCCGCGUGGCGCUCAAGGGGAGGUGGACGUGCGUCUGGGUCAAGCGUCGGGAGGACAUCAGCGACGAGUCUCUCGACCGGACGAGCGGCGCCGACGACGCCUUCGAGGGCGAGUUUGAGUCCAACGAGAUCGAGGUCAAGAAGGCGUAGGGGGUCCCGGGGUUGUGCUGGUGGGGUGUUAGCAGGGGCAGUGGAAGCGCGCGGCAGAGCUGAUUUGCUUCGUUUGUAUCUAGGCUCCAUAGAUGAUUGCAGAAACAAACCAACCAUGGCGGCAAAAGCAUAUCGCCUAUCAAGAC